AUGGCCUCGACCGAAGAGCCCAUCACUCCUGCCGCCGACGUGGUCGAAGAUGCUCCUCCGGCUACCCCGGUGGAUUCCACCAUCUUGUCUGGUGAAGAAUCCAAAUCGGAAGUGAAGUCGAGUCCGGAAGCCAGCAAGGAGAAUGCCUCUCCUGCCAAGAAGUCCACAACGUCAACUGCGUCCAAACGCCCCUUGUCCAGUUCUACCUCUGCCAAACGGCCUGGAAGUUCGACUACGACAUCCACCACCAGGCCUGGGACGUCCGCGAGCCGCACGUCCACCAGUGGUAGUACCUUGAACAAACCCCCCACGCGACCUUCCACUACCUCCUCAACGGCGCGCAAGCCCGGAUCGACCACUACAACCACAACCCCGACACACCGUUCCAGGGCUUCUAUCAGCAGCUCCGCGGAUGAAAAGACCAAGUCCGUUGCUAGUUCUGGCGAUGAAAAGAAGAGUGUGUCGAGUUCAGCCAAGCGCAUGUCCCUCGCUGGCACUCCAUCCACGCGGGCUCCUACCAAGCCGGCUUCCUCGACGGCGGAUCGCAGAUCCAGUGUGAUCGGCGCCCCGGGCGAGAAGAAGCCUGCCACGACGGCUCGGCCUAGCACCACGGCCAAAUCUCCCACGUCCACUACUCGUCCGACAGCGACUUCAAGCACACGGACGACUACCCGUCCGCCGUCAACGGGGGCUGCGAAACCCGCGACCACAUCGACGGACGCGAAGGUCACGGACCUGGAGGGGAAGCUCGCCGACAGUGAAGCGACUAUUGCGGGCCUUAAAGCAGAACUGGAGGCCGCGCAGGAGAAGCUGGCCAACUUCAGCGUGUCUGGAGGAGAACAACCGUCCGACCUAGAAACUGCGACGGAAGCCAUUCGCGCCGAACACGCAUCGAAGAUCGACCAAUUGGUAGCUGAACACGCCCAGGAACUCCAGGCGCUGCAGGCGAAACUGGACGAGGCCGAAGCCAAACGGAAAGAGAUCGAGGAAAAGGCUUUGCAGGAUCUUGAAGAGGCGAAGAAGUCUGCCGUUGACCAGAAUGAUAGCAAGACGGCGGAAUUGCUGGAGGAGCUCAAGGCGUCCCAUCAGGCCGAGCUGGAGAAGCUGCAGAAGGAGCUGGCUGAGGAGAAAGCGGCCGCUGCUGAGGCUGCCGAGAAGGUUGAUCGUUUGACGGAGGAGCUCAACGCUCAAAAGGCUGCUUUGGAAGAGGCAUCCAAGGCCGCCCAGGAGAAAGAAGCAGCUGCUCUGGAGAAGCACGGCGACGAAGUCAGCCAGCUGGAAAGGGAACUCAGUGGUCGUGAGCAGGUCAUUGAGAAUCUCAAGGGUGAACUCCAAAAGCUGGCGGAUGCCAAGGACGAGGAGAUCGCUGCUGAACGAAAUUCUGCUUCUGCUCUGGAGGCGAAGGUGGCGGAAUUGGAGUCCAAAUUGACUGAGGCUCAAUCUGCCUCCCAGAAGGGCACGGACAAAGCCAACCAGCAGUUGGCCGAGAAGGACAAUGAAAUCGCCGAACUCAAUCAAGUCCUCGAGGCGAUGAAGAAUGAGAUCUACGAUCUUAAGACAAAAGCAAACGCGGCUGAGGAGAAGGUGAAGGAGCUAGAAGUCUCGCACGAAGAGAAACUUGCUAGCUUGAAAGCAGAACACGAUUCCGCAACUGCCACACUAACCGCGAACCACGCUCAGGAAUUAGCUGAAGCAAAGGAAGCCGCCGAGACCGCGAGUAAGCAAGUUCAGGAGCUUCGCGACGCUCUAGACAGCUCUGCCGCAGCAUCCAAGAAGGAACUCGAGGAUGCCGUGAACGAACUCAAGUCUGCUCACGCUGCAGAGUUGCAGGCUCUCCAGGAGAAACUCGAUGCUUCCGAGCAGGCCUUGGCGGAUGCCAAGCGCUCUUUGGAAGAGAGUGCCAGCGCAGCCCAGGAGAGUGCUACCCAGGAGAUUGAGUCUCUUAAGGAAAAGAUCGCCUCUCUGGAGGCCAAGCAGGCGGCGGAUGCAAACACCAUCAAGUCUCUUGAAGGCGACCUUCAGGCGAAGCAAGAGCAAGUGGAAUUACUCCAGCAAAGCUUGUCGUCUCUCGAGAGCAGUAACCAGGCCAAAGUCGAUGAAUACGAGGCUUCCUUGAAGAAACUUCAAGAGGAAGCUGAGGCAGCGGCCAAGGCACUCGAAGAGAAGUCCCAGGAGGCUAGCAAGGCUGCCGAAGAGCAUUCACAAGCUCUCGAGGCUUUGAAAGCCGAACAUGCUGCGGAGCUGGAGAAGGUGAAGAGUGAGCUUAUCGCCGAGCACGAGCAAGCUCUCCAGGCUCUUCAGUCCAAGUAUGAUGAGGUUGUUUCGUCCCGAGGAGAUCUGGAGUCAAUACACGCUGAAAAGAUCGAAGCCCUUCAAAAUGAGCUCAAAGCUGCCCAGGAGGACAGCGCCGCCAAGGCUGCCUCCCUGACGGAAUCUCACGAGAGGGCAAUUGAAGCCUUGAACAAGCAGGCCGAGGAAGCCCAAGCCAAACUGAAGGCCGAGUUGGAGAACACCCACACGGCCAAGGUUAGUGAGCUUGAGGCCGACCACAGCAAAGCCAUUGAGGAACUCUUGACUGCGCACGAAGAGAAGCUGUCGAAUCUCCGAAAGGACCUUGAAGCGUCGAACCAGGAGAAACUCAAUGCUCUCCAGGCGUCUCACGACGCAGCCCUGGCUGAGCUCAACGAGCAGCUCAGCCAAGCGAAGGCGGCUGCGGCCGAUACCUCGGCUGUCGACGCACUGAAGAAGCAGGUCGCCGAAUUGGAAGAGAAGCUGGCAGCCACAGAGGAGAAGGCCAAGGCUUCUGCACAGGAGCUGGUUGACAAGCACGAUGCAGAGCUGUCCAAGGCUCAGCAAGAGAAGGCAGAGCUGGAGGAGAAGUACAACACGGCAACUACUCAGCUGGACGAAGCGCAGAAGUCCCUGGCUGAUUACGAGAACACCAAAUCGGAGCUGGAGAAGGUGUCGAACCAGUUGUCCGCCGUUCAGGACGAAUUGAACCAGCUCAAAUCCACCCAUGAGAAAGUGACCAACGAGUUGGAGUUGGUGAAGGCCCACAACCAGGCCAUGGAGGAAAAGCUCUCGAAGGGAGAGAAGGAGCUCAACGAGCAAAUCGGCAAGAACAUGUCGCUCUUGACUCAGCUGACCGAGGUUGACUCGUCCAUCUCGUCCAGUCGGAAGCGGGUUCGCGAACUCGAGGCCGAACUUGCGGCUCUCAAAGAGGCAAAGCCCAAGAAUGGCCUGGAGGCAAGCAGGUGGGCGACUACAAAUGAGGACGGAGAGACAGCUGCGGAAGGUGAGGAUCUUGGUCCUUCGAUUGAGGGAACGGUGGGCUAG
This is a messenger RNA of Rasamsonia emersonii CBS 393.64, 3336 nucleotides long. RefSeq lists its product as uncharacterized. The transcript has a single exon. The coding region runs from base 1 to 3336 and encodes 1111 amino acids. Lineage: Eukaryota; Fungi; Ascomycota; Eurotiomycetes; Eurotiales; Trichocomaceae. The record is from RefSeq and is a predicted model, not a curated record.